UACCUUCCUAAUAUUACAAAAAGGGGUGGGGUGUACAAUAUUCUGGAUUAAACUCCUAAUUGGAACAAAUUUGACUAAAUGUCAACUGAAUCUUGCUAAUUAGGAGAACCCUGAGGAUUAUGACCCAUCUACUUAAGCUAAAUCUCUUCCUCUGAGAAUUAUCUUCCAAGAAACAUUGUUAAAGUCAUUCUGAGGAAUGCAGUGCCAAGUUGAUCACUACUUGAUCUAACUAAUUUUGUCCUGUGGAGUUCUGCGCCUGUUUACUUUUUUCUGAAAAGUGUAUUGUCUGUCCACUCUGCUUUUGGUCAUCUUCCAGAUAUUUCUCAAGGAAAAUCUUUUUGUGAGGAACACUGUAACCACCAUCUCUAUCCUUUCGGUGGAUUAAUUAAGUGUUUGCAGGCCAAAGUGCUUCUGAACACAAAAGCUCUCGGAUUCUCUGUCUUGCUAAAAUGUGUUAAUCGGGAAUUGAUAUGUUCAGUGUACACCAAGUAUACAUCAGCCAUCAGUCUUCCCUCAUUUUCUCCUAAGGAUACAAUGUCUUGUACCGCACCAGUGCCCCAAAUCGAAGUGGAAGAAUCAAUUGAACGUGGACAGGCCAGCCAGGUAGCCCAACACGAUGAUCACCUAAGGAGCCUCAAGGCCCUGACCCAAAAGCUGAGGCUGGAGACCAAAAGGCCCUCGUAUCUGGAGUGGAGGGCUCAGGUGGAAGCACACAGCUCCAAGGACCUCAAACUACUGGGGGAUGAGGCUCCUAAAGAAGAGUGGAGAGCCAGGGAGGGUGCUGUGGGCUCCUUCAGACGGUCUCAGCGACACCUCCUCAGCAGCAGUGUGGUCAAGGAGGAGAGCCAAAGCACAGGGAACCUGAAGGGCUUUGGGAGUAUUGAUGAAGCUCUAAUCUGGCUCAGAAAAGAAUUGACUGAAAUGCGGCUUCAAGACCAGCAGUUGGCUCGGCAGCUGAUGCGUCUGUGUAGCGACAUCAAUAAGCUGAAGAUUGAGCAGACCUGCCACCUGCACAGGAAGAUGCUCAACGACGCCACCUAUGAGCUGGAGGAGCGUGACGAACUGUCAGACCUGCUCUGUGACUUCCCCCUCACGCCAGGCUUCAGCCUUUCCACCCCACUCAAGCUCAUUGGUGUCACCAAAAUGAACAUCCACUCACGUCGCUUUUCUCUUUGUUAGCCUUCCCAGCGUCAGCAAGCCACCCCUUCUGUGUACACGACACUGUCCCCAUGUGUGUUGUGGAGGGUUCAUUACAGUUCUUGUUUUAAAUCUGCAUCAGUUGUCCUCAAUGUAAAUGUGCUGUGCUGGUUUUAUAUAUAUAUAUAUAUAUAUAUAU
Molecule: messenger RNA, 1336 nt
Organism: Polyodon spathula (Mississippi paddlefish)
Lineage: Eukaryota; Metazoa; Chordata; Actinopteri; Acipenseriformes; Polyodontidae
Product: protein FAM167A-like
Exons: 2
Coding region: 535-1179 (214 amino acids)
Source: RefSeq, a predicted model, not a curated record